Messenger RNA from Salpingoeca rosetta, 944 nucleotides. RefSeq lists its product as uncharacterized. Lineage: Eukaryota; Choanoflagellata; Craspedida; Salpingoecidae. Gene Ontology annotation, molecular function: protein binding. The record is from RefSeq and is a predicted model, not a curated record. Bases 107 to 724 code for a protein of 205 amino acids. The transcript has 5 exons.
GGCGGCCGUGGCUGCGCUACAAGAGGCAGCCCCACCGCCCCCUUCUGUGUUGUCGCCGUUGUCAUCAUCGUCGGCAGCGACAGGCCCUCACGCGCACACCAACAAGAUGGGCCACAAGCGCCGCAGUCGCGGUGCGCGCACGAAGCAGAAUGACCUUGUGGGCACGCAGUCUGAGCGGGCGUCGCGGGCGCUGCGCAACGCCGUCAGCAAGGCCGACUAUGAGGCCAUGCUUGGAGCUGUAGACGACGGUGCGGACGUCAACUUUGCAGAUGAGAAGGGCCGCACGGCAUUGCACUUUGCAGCCGCCGCUGGACGCGACACCUUCGUGCAGUUCCUCAUCUCCCAAGGAGCAGACCCCAACAAGCAGGACUCAAAUGGCAACACCGCACUGCACUUGGCGGCGUGCACGAACAACAUCAAGGUCAUCACUGCACUCGUGGACGGUGGCUGCGACAUCAACAUGCGCGAUGGCAAGGGGCGAACACCGAUUCACUUUGCGCAGUCGCAUCUGCAGUUGCUGCGGCGUUACUCAAGCGACCCGGAGGCGUAUCGGGGCAAAGUGCUCGACGUGGUGAACCUCUUGCUGGCAUACUCCCGACGACACAACCGCGAAGCCGUCGAAGGCUUGAACGACCUGGUAUCCCGCAUCUCCACGCAUUCGCUGGAUGAGCUUGAAGACGUCCUCGGCGAGUUUGUCAACAUGUCCCUCGCAUCCCUCGAGUAGACACACACACGCACACGCACACGCACACACGCACACGCACACGCACGCACGCACGCGUAAACAUUUGUCCACAACAGGCUCGUUAUUGCACAUAUGCGCUUGCUCGUUAUGAAUAAGGCUGGUCUAUUGAAUUGUAUGACGAGACCUGCCUGUGUACACACACACACACACAGACACACACACAGACACACACACACACACACACACACACACACACACA